Exserohilum turcica Et28A is the source of this 1464-nucleotide messenger RNA. RefSeq lists its product as uncharacterized. The record is from RefSeq and is a predicted model, not a curated record. The transcript is spliced from 4 exons. Bases 1 to 1464 code for a protein of 487 amino acids. Gene Ontology annotation, molecular function: oxidoreductase activity, acting on paired donors, with incorporation or reduction of molecular oxygen; monooxygenase activity; heme binding. Lineage: Eukaryota; Fungi; Ascomycota; Dothideomycetes; Pleosporales; Pleosporaceae.
AUGGCGUUGAUCCAUCUCCUGCCCGUCGCCACCUUGACCAAUCUCUUCCUAUUCUUCGCCGUCUAUUGGGCCAUUUGGAUCAUUUACUCUCGUACCCUCCACCCCCUUGCACGUGUGCCUGGCCCGCUAUGGCCUGCAGCCGUACUCCACAAAAAAUACGGUCCACUUGUACGCAUUUCCCCAACCGAAGUCGUGUCCUGUGACCCAGCCGCCAUUCCCCUCGUCUAUCCCACCCAAAACGCUCUGCCAAAAAGCGAAUGGUAUAUUCCGUUUCGUCCCCUCGGUCUCAGCGAGCAUGCAGACCUCUUUACCGAAACAGAUGAGCAGAAACACAACAAGCACCGCAGAAUCGUCCAGCCAGCCUAUCAAAUGGGCAAUGUCUUGAAGAACGAAGCUGCAAUUGACCAGGCCACAACGCUCUUGGUCGAAAGACUAAGAGAGCUUAUUGCAAAGAAGGAAGAUGUCAAUUUAGGGCACUGGAUCGAACUCUACGCCUAUGAUGUAAUCGGCUCCGUUCUCUUUGGCCGUGCCUAUGGCUUUCUGGAGAGCGGCACCAAUGUGGGCUCAUUUAUUGGGUCUGUUGACAGUGCCGUCCCGGUUCUCCAACUCAUCGCUGUCACGCCGAGCUACAUGCGCGGUAUCAUUAUGCUCAUAGCCAUGUGCAUCCCAGGAAUGCUGAAACGACUACAAGCUAUUCAAGCCACGACUGAAGAAGCCAAGCGACAAACAGAACUUCGAAUGCAACGCUCGGCUGAGGAAAACGGCAACCACCACGACAUCAUGUCCCAGCUCUUACGUAUCGUUCAGGACAAGGGCUUCAAAGAAAACUUCACACACCGGGAGGUCACGCUCGACGCCUGGGUCGGGAUAAUGGCCGGUUCAGACUCCACAGCCGCCAACAUGCGCGCAGUCCUCUAUUAUCUCAUGAAGAACCCCCGCUGCAUGUCGGCUGCCGUUCAAGAAAUCACACAACAAGAACAUCUCCUGAGCAAGCCAAUCACAUAUACAGAAUCGACAAAUCACUUGCCGUACAUGAGUGCCUGUAUUAAGGAAGCACAGCGCCUCUACUCAAGUAUCGGCAUCAGCAUGCCUCGCGUUGCGCCUGCUCCAGGCAUCGUGCUCUCCAACCACUACAUCCCCCAAGGCUACGUUGUCGGCGUCAACCCGCACAACGCACACGUCGAUACAAAGCUCUUUGGAGACGAUGCAAAGGAAUUCCGGCCCGAGCGUUGGCUCGAGAGUCAAGCAAGAAGCUUUGAGAUGGAAAAGGGCAUGGCGUUUUGGGGUGCGGGCACCAGGACUUGUAUUGGGAAGAAUGUUGCACUAGCAGAAAUUCACAAGCUUCUCCCAGAGCUCCUUCGCCAAUUCGACAUGCGUAUGGCCCAUGAUGAACCAUGGAAGACGCGGAAUGCUGGCUUCAUAAAGCAGAGUAAUGUUAUAGUGAAGCUAAAGGAGCGGAUUUGA